Molecule: messenger RNA, 9638 nt
Organism: Athalia rosae (coleseed sawfly)
Lineage: Eukaryota; Metazoa; Arthropoda; Insecta; Hymenoptera; Athaliidae
Product: AT-rich interactive domain-containing protein 5B-like
Exons: 7
Coding region: 3015-7460 (1481 amino acids)
Biological process (GO): regulation of transcription by RNA polymerase II
Cellular component (GO): nucleus
Molecular function (GO): transcription cis-regulatory region binding
Source: RefSeq, a predicted model, not a curated record
UAGAUUUACCGUUCGUUACAUAUUUUGUAUGUUUUUUUGGACUUUUUUUGGGCGCACGUUUCGUUGGUUACAGGUCAUGCUGAAAUCGAAAGUUUUAUUAUCCUUAUUUUCUCUAUCUUUCUGCUUGGGGCGUUAUUUGACGUUUCUUUUUUUCGACCGCAGUGCGAGAGCCGCGAUUUCAAACAUUAUAAAUAAAACUGUUAUGCAGUUGACGUAUACGACGAUCGUAAUUUAAUUAAAGUCACUUGAACGUGAAGCGUUUUUGAUUGCAAUUAAAAUCAAAAUAUGGAGUAAAUCGUCUCUCUGCCUUGUCCCUCGGUAUGAAAUCGAUACCUAAGGGGGGGAAAAUGCUGAAUAACUUUGUAUCGUGGAUAUUGUGAUAAUAAAAUUUGAAAGGUAAUUUUUAAAUCGGUGAUUUCUUUGUUCGAAAUCUCUUUUAUCAUCACGUUAUAUUUCAGAGUAAAACAAUGCAUGAAUCGGGCGUUAAAUUUUUUUUUUUUUUUUUUCAGGAAUUAUAAGUUGAGUUCGCAUUUUGUCGCCGGUUUUGAUCGUGAAUUGAAUAAUCAAAUCUGACGAGCCUUGAUCCAACGAAUUCAAUUGUUCGAAUACUAUCAAAGUAGUGGGUAAUUUGCUAGCCGUACAGAAGACAUUGGGGUUUGAGGUCCGAUCGAUGGAUUCCUAAUUAAAUAUUCCGACCAGCUAUUCAAACGAAAAUCAAAAUGAAAUUUCAUAUGAAUUCCAAUUAUGAGGGACUGUUUACAUAAAAGAGGAUGUAAAAGUAAUUCCUCGACACAAUCUAGGAUGAUUUAAUUAUUGUAAAUUUCUCUCCGGAAUUCUCUGGCAUCUGAUCAAAGGUGUGUAGGAUAAUUGAAUAUCGUUUUUCCUGUUAUAAUAACAACGUCGUUCGAACGGAACGAAAUACGUUAUACCAUGUGUAGAUGCAUACGUGUAUCUAUUCAUACCAAUCAACGUUUCCAGGUCAUUUCCGUUAGCUACGGAGAUAUGAAUUCCGGAAGUUUUAGAACUGUAAUAACAAUUCGAACCUGGAAUUCGCAGAUUUACCAUACGAGAAUCUAUGCUUUAAUUGAAAACGAAAUAACCCUGCUAAUUUGCAUCCGAAACUCAUCAAGAGAAAAAUCUAGCCGAGGCCUGUUUUACCGACAUUCUACCAAGUUUGGCAACGAUUUCGUAGAGAGCAGAUUGCGUGCCGAUAAAACUUUUAAAUCACCUCGACUUUGCACCUGAAUUAUCCUUCGCUUAUCAGGAAGUACGCCCUGGUGAUCAGGAUACAAAAUAAGUACCGUACGAGUUAAUAAUUUUUUUAUCCUAUUCAUCUAUAUAAUAUGCAAUUUCAAGACAGCAUUUUGUCACACAAUUUAAUCGAAGAUUUGAAUUAGUCGCAGUACCAAUUUGGAAGAGACCUAAUUUUUCGACCUAGAAAAUUUUUAAAAUGCGAGUUGCAGAUGUUUUAUUCAAAUUAGUUAUCCACUGUGCGCUAGGGGCGCCGCUGUCCGCUCUGGAGUCGGUUGAUGCUCAUUUGCAGUUUCAAGCUAUUAUCAAAUUGCAGUGGAGAUCGAGUUUCAUUCAUGUGUUCAACUUCCGCUUUAUCGUUCCAAAGUUUUAUCAUCGAUGCACUCGACUGCCGUUAAAACUUCUCUCUCUACUCUCAUAAAAAAAGUGUUCUAAAUCAAUUUAACCAAACUUGAUCGACGUUUCGAUAAGAUUCGAUUGCGCGCCUGCAUGUGCUGAAAUAAAAACAACGCCACGUGGUCUACGUCAACAUUACGUAAGGGUCAGCAGCCCGCCAUCAGCUGAACGUUACGUCGCGAAUUCCAACCUCGACGUGACAGGUGGAGUUUCAGGCGCCCUCGAGUUGAAAGUUCACCGAUCGAACGGCCACCUCCGACGUAAGUGAUAUCUAAAAAGUUUCCUCUACGCACACCCAUUCAUCGAAUCAAAAAUAAUGCGACAGAACUUCUGUAUUCCUUUCGAAAAAAAAGAAGAGAAACGUCGCGACUCGCCGACGCUGAGUAAUCUUGACAGUUGAAGUCGAAUCACGGCGAACUUCGAAAGCUCCGUCACGCACGCCCGAAUAUAUUAAAAACGUAAAACGAGUCAAAAAACUAGUUCAACCCCUUCGACGUCAAACAAUAGAAGUCCCAAAGCUGACGACUCGACGUACGAUCUCGGAUUGCGGGGCGGUUGGGGAUCAGAAAACCGAGCGGUGCACGGUUUUUGGCGCGGGUAGCGGGGUGGGGAGAAAACGGCGGACUCUGAUCAGAGCGGAGCGCCUGUUAGUCGUCGGCCAUGUUUGCUGCGCGUAACUCGUCGUAUUUUCGUCCACCGUGAGUGGCUGGCGUCGUUGUGGUGGGGGAAAGUGUAUUCGUGACGUCACAUAAUUAGAGUAAAUACAAAGUAGUCUUGAUGGGACAGCGGCGUGCGCCGCACCAUGAGUCGCUGGUCCGCGCGCGUCAAAUCUUCUGUAUCUAUUACACACGCGAGUAAAGUUUAAUCGUGUUAACACUAUGUGCAUGUGUUGUUUAUCUAUGUAUGAAUAUACAUAAAAGUUUACCCUCACACGCAAGCGAGUACAUACGUUACAUUAAUUAAUAAAUACAUAAUUGUAUAAAUAAAUAAAUUCAACAACAAAUAAUAUCAACAAAAAUAAAACAACCGAAUACACACCUAUGUCUAUAAACAAAUAUGAGUUAUCACAUAAAAUGAAUAUGUAUGUGUAGGUAUAUACAUCAAUUAAUAUCCAUAUAAAUAGAUAGUUGAUUGAAUCAUUGAUUAAUUAAUUAAUUAAUCGAUCAUAAAAGUGUUUCCAGAAAAAAAAAAAAAAAAUUCUACGUAUACAUGUAUCAAAACAAUCAUAGUUUGAAUAGUUAUAAAUAAUUCAGUAAUAAUUGAAAACAAAGAAAAAACUUAUAAUCAUAACAACGGUAAUAAUAACAACAUCAAUUAAUUAUAGAUGUAUGUGAAAACAGUGAGUGACAUACACACGUCUAAGAGAAAUGGAUAAGAUCGAGCUCCUCGGAGGGGCGUGUUUCAGCCACGGGCCAUACACGUUCUACAAAGCGGUGCGUAUCGGUAACGGUCGUGUUCUUCGUUUGGGAAAUUUUUUUCUCACGAAACUUUGGAACGAUGCCGAUUUAGUGAGCAUUGGUGAACUGCAGUUAUUGUGGCUAGAUAGCAGGGGUCCUAAUCAACCCUUGGCGUCGCUCAGACUUUAUUUUCUACCGGAAAACACACCGGACGGACGAAGGGAUACGCACGGAGAGGACGAGGUGUUGACGAUAUCGGAAAAGGUCGUAGUUCGCGUAAAUGAUUUAGUCACGUGGUUAUCGCCGUCUUUGGAAUGGUCCUGGGGACGAGAAGUUUCGCCCAUACCUUCGCCGGGAUUAUCGCCUGAAAAAAGUCCCGGCAAAGAGGACCUCCCGUUGCCAACUGUACUGACGGAUCCCGGAAUCGAUUUUUCCGACGUCGAGAAACAGCAAAAAGAAUACGAGAGCAGUUUUAGCGGUACAAAAAAUGAAGGACCCACGCAAACCAGAGUGGUCGUGUUGUCCUAUCCGAGGUACUGUCGGUAUCGGGCUCUCCUUCGACGUCUUCAAGGAGCCGAACCUUCCUGGCUCUGUUCUCCGGUCGCAGCAGCGGUCGGAGGAUUCACAGCUUUGCCGGGAACAAGAGUACUCUUUUGCAGAGACACCUUCGACUAUCCCGACCUUGAAACUCACGAACUACUGUGCAAUCAUUUAGCGCCGAAAUUAAAAGGUAGACCUCGUAGAAAACGAAAAAAGCGCAGUACGUCACCUGGGGAAUCGAGCAACGAAAGUGAAGCUUCCGUUGCGUCUACCUCGAAGACUGUUUCUGCCAGUAUUGUACCUGGACUACGACCACCUUCUUCCGGGGUUCGCCGAAGCGAGAGGAAAACAAGCUGUGAAGAAAAGAGAUUCCUCUCCGAUGUUCAAACCUUCAUGAACUCCAGGGGAACUCCCGUUGGCAAGAUGCCGUUAUUAGGAUACAAGCAAAUCGACUUAUUUCUAUUUUACACAAAAGUUCAAAAUUUGGGUGGAUACGAGUCUGUCAGUGCCGGCAGAUUGUGGAAAUCCAUUUACGACGAGAUUGGUGGAAGUACAGGAUCGACCAGUGCCGCAACCAUAACUAGGAGGCACUACGAAAGGCUGCUCUUGCCUUUUGAGAGACAUCAGCGUGGAGAGGAAAUCAAAGUAAGACCUCCUCACGGAAGGCGUGCAAAGACGGGUAGCAUGUCCGAAGAAGUUGAAAUGAAACAGGAACCGGAAUCCCCGAGUCCGUCACAGUCACCGCAAACAUUCGCCACCUCCAAUACUCCCACUUCAACGCCGGCCACUCCACCUCCGCAGUCGAUAAUCUCCACGCCUCUUAUUUGUGCGGAAAAACCGAAGUCAGAAGCUGGAAAGACGUCGUCGCUACGCAGUGUGAGAGUUAAGCCAGAACGUCUUAAAUCGCUGAACACAAUCAUAGCGAACACCCCAACAGCCACCAGCCCCAUCCACCUACCAAGCUCUCCUCCGUCUUCUAACACCCCUGUAACAACACCGACUAGUACCCCAUCGACAACACCCUGCAACGAUGGUCAAAGCGUAUUGGAAAGACAAUUGAAUAGUCCUUUCAUGUCGCAUCAAGUACCUCCUUCGUCGCCACCGCCAAGUUUACCUGUGAACAACGUCAAUACCACGAAUACGAAUGCUUCGGCUGUUGUGACGUUGACACCACCACCGGAAAAUGAUAUUAAAGAACUUAAAUUGGACACUAAACAAACAACCCUGCUGGCACAGGGAAAGGAAAAUAUACCGUUGUUUGGUGAUAAGACAAUAGUCCCGCCAAGGUCACCCGAGGUAAUUGAUCUCGAGACUGAAAUGGACACUAGUAGAGAUAAGAUUAUCAUUCCUAGCUUCAAGAAGCGAAAACUCGAGAUAUUGAGGGAAGGUGGACUCGAGGUCACGGCUGUUGAUUUAGAGGCAAGACCAACUGUGAUCCAAGCAACGAUAACACCUGUUGUUGUACCAUCUCCGGCAGUUGUGAAAUCUGAAGAAAAGACUGUUAAUGCACUUACGACUCCGGUAAUAACCAAUUCUAAUACAAAAUUAAUAUCCGUCACCGUUACACCCGACAUAAGUCACAUGCUACCUUCGCCGCAAGAUAAUCAAAAUUCACAAUCUCGGGUUCUCCACCCUCAACAUCAACACCAACAUCAACAGCAACAACAACAACACCACCAACAACUUCAGCAGCACCAGCAACACCAUCAUCAUCAACACCAACACCAACAUCAACAUCAUCAACUUCAACAUCAUCAACAUCAACAGCAGCAGCAACAGCAGUCUAAGCAAGUCACGAAUAACAAUAACUCGUCAAUGAACUACAACAAUGUUCCAAACAGCAGAGUUAUUAAUCUUGGCAAUUCCAACGAUACGACGUUAUUACAGUUGUACGCGAACGCUGUCACAGUCCCAUCGAGUAAUGGUAACAGUAAUAGAGUUUUGCCAUCGCAGCAGGCACCCAAUGGCAGGGUAGCACCACCGAAAGUAACGCAAUCUCGUUCAAUAUUUUCCCAUAAUGAGAAAACAGUAUAUGGGAAUCCUAAGGAUAUUCUGAUGCCACAAAAGUAUCUGCCGCCACUUUCGUCGGCUUUGUCUUCUUCCCCGAGCAAUCACAUCAAUAAUAAUUCAACUGGCGUUUUGGAUCUGACUCAAAAAGUGGAAGAAAAACCUGCGACGUACACUAGGCCGAGUUUAGAAAUUGUUCGAGUUCCAAUCGUACCAAGGCCAAAUCCUCUGAAUUUGGAGAUGAAAAAUAAAGAGAAACAGAGCCCACUACAACAGCAGCAACAACAGCAUCAGCAUCAUCAUCAGCAUCAGAUGCAGCAUCAGAUUCAGCAUCAACAUCAGCAUCAGCAUCAACAUCAACAUCAGCAUCAUCAACAUCAGCAACAUCAGCAGGAAUCACCAAAGAAAACUUUCAACUAUCCUAUAAUCGAUUCUAAAACUAUGGUAUCGAACAACUUGGAAAUUACUUUGGUAAACCCGAAUAAACAAAAAUCUCCGCCAGUGUUAACGGGACAACUCCAACAUAUAUCUCAACAAAUACAUACAACAAGAAAUAAUGCCGUUCUGCAGCCAAGGAGACCAUCGCAAGCCCAACCACUACCACCACCACAACAACAACAACAACAAUCACAACCGCCACACCCACAACCUCGACCACAGUCACAACCACAACAACUACAUCUACAGCCACAGCCACAUCCACAUCCACACUCACAUCCACAUCCCCAUCAACAACUACAACCACAGCAACAGCAACAGCAACAGCAACAGCAACAGCAAAAUCAAAAUCAACAUCAACAUCAACAUCAACAUCAAAAUCAAAAUCAAAAUCAAAAUCAAAAUCAAAAUCAAAAUCAACAUCAACAUCAACACCAACAUCAACAUCAACACCAACACCAACACCAACAUCAACAACAACAGCAGCAGCAGCAGCAGCAGCUGCCGCCGCCACAACAACAACAACAUCAACAACAACAACAACACCAACAUCAACAUCAGCAGCAACAACAACAACAACAACAGCAACCGCAACAGCAACAGCAACCACAACUGCAACAGCAGCAGCAACAGCAACAGCAACAGCAACAACAACUGCAACAUCAAAAUCAACAGCAACAUCAAAAUCAACAGCAACAUCAAAAUCAACAGCAUCAUCAACAGCAGCAGCAACAGCAGCAGCAACCGCAACAGCAACAACAACAGCAACCGCAACCGCAACAGCAACAGCAACAGCCACAGCAGCAGCAAAACGCUAACGGAAAAUUCCCUUCGCGGACAGAACCCUUGUCUCCUUACACACCAAGGAAACCGAAUCACAUGGUGAUACCGAAUAUCCCAGGAAUUGCCAACACACCGAGUCUGAAUCACUUAAACAAUAUUGCAAAUUCACCAUAUGCAAGGACGAAUUCGCAACAACAGCAUCAGCAUCAACAGCAGCAGCCACCCAUCUCUGGAGAUCGGAGAAAGUCUGAUACUCCGAAGGAUCAUCGAAGAACAAGCGAAAGUGAGAGAUGUAACGUUACGCAACAGCAGCACGAGAGCUGCGAAAGGCAGGGUGAAACGACACAGCAAAGACAUCAUGGUUCAAAUGCUCCGACUAACUAUCACCAUCCUCCACCUCCGGCAGCUCCUUCGUCCCACUUGCCACCAAAUCCAGCAUUUCUUACCCAGUUACCAAACCACGGAAAGUUCUUACCAAUACUUGAUCCAAUGUACUAUUCUGCGAUUUACAACGGUAUGUUUCCACCUCCGAUUCCUCCAUCGGCACCGUUUCUGUCUCCUGAGUUCAGGGCUUAUUACAAAGAAUUUUUCGCCACCCAACCAAGACUUGCGAUGGCCGGACAGCCCACUAUCCCAACAUCCAAAUAAAAUAAGGGAUCUCAAAUUAAGUUUUAACGAAGAGUAGUAAAUCCGUACUGUUUUUACACAUUUCCAGGUUCUGCGUAUCUCGUUUUUUUUCCUGAUUAUUACUGUUUCAUUUUUCCAAAUAUUUUUCUUUUUCCCUUCAACGUCGCAUCGAGUCACGUAUAUUAAUAAAGUCAAUAUGUUACCUGGAUGAUUAUAAUAAUUACUAUUAUUGUUAUUAUUAAUUUUAAACAGAAAACUUUGUCUCUUAGGCUUAGGGAGCAACCAUGCAAACUGAACAGGAGAUUUUAAGAGACGAUGAAUACCAGAUUAUACUCUAACUCGACCAAUCGUACAAAAAUGCUAUCUUACUUUAUUUUCAUAAUGAAAAAAGAGAGAAUGAAUAUUUCUGCUUAUUAAAAUUCUUGGUCCAGAUAGCUUAUCAUCAGUGCGUACGGUAUUCAAAGUAAUCUGUGAUUGGCAUUGUAAUAGACAAGCUGCGUCAUUCUUUUAUUACGACAGAGUUUAAUACGAUGUUCUGUUUUUUUUUUUUUUUUUCUCUUUCGUUUUAAAUUCAACCCUGUGAUAAAGAGGAUAAAAUUAAGUAUUAUGAAUAAUAAUUGUACAUCGAUGCUCGUUUUUCUUUUAUCCUUUGUCCCAUUUCUUUAUCUUUUCGUUAUGAAGAAAAAAAACAAAUAAUGCAGAAUAAAUGAGAAUGAAGAUCAAAAACAGAAUAUUCAACAUGAUUGGCAACUGUAUGACGGGAAUUAUUUCGUUCCAUUGAUAAUAAUUGAUGAUUUUCGAAAAUUUUUAAUGCACUUUUCAAGCGCGUAAUGUGAUAUACUAGAAAUGGGGUGCCGAAUGGCCGUGUGCAUGGAUAUCGCAUAGGUAUUUCACUGCAUCCCUGAUGUUAACGUUGCGGAACUAUAGUGUGGUGCACGAUGUUCUCGCUCUGUAAUUAUUAUACCGAUUAAGUUAGCUAAUUUUCGAUAUACCGUACAGAGUUUAGUUAGUGUAUACAUACCAUAGAUAUAAUAGCGACGCUGAAUACAUACCUAUAUGUAACCGAGGUAUAAUAUAAAAGAAAGCAUGUAUGAUUAGAACACGUGUAGUAUACAUAUACAUAUUAUAUAUAUAUAUAUAUUCACACAUAUAAAUAUAAAUAAAUAUACAUAGUUUGACUUUAGUAUGAAGACGUAUACAUAAGGCAGCAAAAUGUAUAUAGUGUACAUACCAACGACCUAAUCUAUAAGUUAGUUAAGUUCAGAAUUAUCAUUGAAUAUUAUUAUAAUAAUAUUAUUAUCAUUAUCAUUAUUAUUAUGAUUAUUAAUAUUAUUAUUAUCAUUAUUAUAUGAAUAAGAUUAGCAUAAAUGCAUAUAUAUUAUGAAUAUAUCAUAUAUAUAUUAUAUAUACAUGUUAAACAAUAUAUAUAUUAUAAUAAUAUGUGCACCGUAUAAUAACUAGGAAAUAAUGAACAUAAAUACAAAUAUCUUAUUUGAAGGUAAUGAGCAGGUAAACCUUAUUGCAAGUAUGAUUAGGAAAACUACCGAACUUCAAUCCGUAUACCUUGAAUAGUAUUAGUCGAGAAACGACUGAUCUGAUUAUUAAUAAUGAUUUUCAAAAAGAUCUCAAUCAUUACCAUGGGGUCAUCUCCCUUACGUAUCGGUUUGUUGUUUCAAAAUUGUCAUAUGUGUUUCUUUUUCUUUUUCUUCCACUACUAUAUUCUCUUCAAAAGACGAUUCAUAGAAUGGAGUUUACUCGAAUACACGGCCCUUUACGUCCAGAUUUUUUUUUUUUUUUAAAUUCCAUUCAAAUAAUUCACAGUCAAUGAUUUGCAUGCAACACGGGAUCCUCUGAUCAAUUUUCUUAAUGAAUAAAAAAUAAAAUAAACCACAGUAAAACAAAAAAACUAGUAUAAAAUAUAAGGGCUUGUAACGGAAGAAAUGUGCCAUAAAAAGUGCUUGUAGGUAUAGAUUUUAAAAUCAUAAACACACUUGAAUUAGAUAUGUUUAAUUAUAUGAACUUCGGAUGAAAGAAAAAUUAUUAGUAUUUUUAUUUUGUUUUUUUUCAACGUUCUUUGUGAGCCCAAUAAUCAAAGGCCAAGCAAGACAAGAGAAAAGAAAGAGAGAUGAAAGAAGUUUUGUGAAUAAAAAGAUUUUAUUAAUUUUUGUUAUCUGUUUUUUAGAUAUGACAAAUUUUAAC